Clunio marinus is the source of this 4698-nucleotide messenger RNA. The record is from the annotation of a GenBank genome assembly. NCBI's taxonomy places the organism in Eukaryota, Metazoa, Arthropoda, Insecta, Diptera, Chironomidae.
GAAUACGUCUGUAAUUCUUCAAAAUAUAGAGAAAUUAAAGUUUAUAUAUUGGAAAUCAUUUUUAACGUCAAUUGAAGUGCAUCAUUCCUAAAAUCAGUCGAUAAUUUCAUCAAAAUUGAAACGCACGAAAUGAAUCGAGGCAACUAUAAUGACUACAACGAUGAUAAUGGCGAUUAUUAUCGGAAACGAGACCGAAACACACGAGAUGAUGAUCGAUAUUACAGCAGCAACUCUAGAAGAGAUAGAGAUCGUCGACGUUCGCGAUCAAGAUCUCGAGAUGGAUAUAAAGACAUAAAUGACGAUGAUUCGUGGUCGUCAUCAAACCGGGAUAAACAUUACGACCGUCGUAAUCGUGAAAGAGAUCGGGAUAGAAGAAAUUAUGAUCGUCGGGAUUAUCGUAAACACGGAUCAUCGAACUAUGAUAGCGAUGAAAGUGAUGGUGGGAACAGUUACAGUAGUGAACCUAAUAACAAAAUAAUUGUUAGAGGCUUAGCACCUCAUAUAACUGAAGCUGAUAUUCAAUGUGACUUGAUUCAAUGCGGCCUCAAAGCAGUUUCCAUAAGACUUAUCCGUAAAAAACGCACAGGAGAAUCCCGAGGCUUCGCGUUUGUGGCAUUUCAAACAAUUGAUGAAGCUCGUAAAUGGCUCGAGAUGAAACAGGGCGUUCUAAUCUUGCAAGAUCAAUUUCGAGCGAUGAUUCAAUACAGCUUUACAAAAGACACAGAUCAGUAUGAUAAAAUGCCAACUGAUUGGUAUUGCAAUUGUGGUGUCUUCAAUUUUAAGCGUCGUGACAAUUGCUUCAAAUGUUCAGCAUCGAGGGAAGAAAGCGAGAAAGGUGGCGAAGGUUCCGAUGAGAUCAGCAAUAUUCUCACAAAAAAGAUUAUGUUCCGUAAUUUGGAUGCUUUAACAAACGAGGAAAAAGUUUUAACAGCGUUACAAGAGAAAAUUCCCGAACAAGUUUCAAAAGUUUCAAAAAUACUCAUUUGUCGUGAUCCAUUAACUCAAAUUUCACGAGGCAUUUGCUAUUUAAAUUUUGAUAAUCUUGUUGAUUCGAUGAACACAUUUCAAGCGUUAGAGAAGCUUAAAGGAUUACAAAUUGAGAAUCGUGAAGUUUCAUUUAGUUAUUGUGUUGAUUCCGAGAAUCGUAACAUUGGGAAGCCAACGAAUAAUUCACGUCGUGAAACAAAUAAUGUCGCUCAACAUCAAACAACAAAUGAUUCACAUCAAAAUGCUUACGCUGCUAGCUAUCAAUAUACGUUAGCUGAUGUUCCAAAAUUAGCUGAACAAGCUGCAAGCAUGUACGCUCAAAAUACUACCGAAAGACAAAGUUACGUCCAAUACUACACCGAUUAUUAUACAAAGCAAAUCACACAGGGACUCAGCACAUCACUUCCAGCAUACUCUCAAUAUGAAGCUCAUUCAGGUGCAUCAAUAGCACAAUCUGCUAUCGAAAGAAAGCAUAAGAUGAAAGCAACUGAACCAGCGGCGCCACCGCCAGGAACUGCUGCUUUGUAUCCAACACAACAAGUUGAAACGCCGAAAGGAAACGAUGGCAAAAAAUAUCCGACACCCGAUACGAGCCUUUUCACGUAUGAUGAGUCAUCAGGAUAUUACUUCGAUCCAUCGACAAAUCUCUACUAUGACAGUUCCUCACAAUAUUUCUACAACAGCGAAAUAAAUCAGUUCAUGUAUUGGGAUCAACAGAAGUCAACUUACAUUCUUGCACCUUCGACAAUUGAUGGUAAUGGAACCAGUGCAACAAAUGCUGCUGCAUCAAACAAUCAACAGAAACCACCACCACCUCCUGCUGAUGAGAAAGACAAGAAAUCAAAAGAUCAGCCUCAAGACAAAGUCAAAGUCGCCAAAAAAAUUGUCAAAGACAUGGAAAAAUGGGCGAAACAAUUGAAUCAGAAGAAAGAUUACACGCCAAUUUCAGUUCAACAACAAGCACGUUCUGAUGAUUCACAAUCGCCACCAGCUCCAACAUUUUCAUCGUCUUCAACUUAUGAAGCAGGAAAAGCAGCUGACGUUGGUUUUACUAUUCUUGAGAAGAAAGAUCGAUCAUCGUUGUCAGUUCUGAGUGGAAACUCAUCAGGAACACAAGCGAAGAUGGUUUUGCCUUAUCAUUCCGACUCAGAUGAACACGAAGAUCAAGCAGCGAAUUCAUCAAUUGCAGCUGGACAUGCAUUAAGCGAGAAAGAUUACGUUGAUUUUGAUAAAUUGACUUGUAUGUUGUGUAAACGCGCAUUUCCAUCAGCUGAUGUGUUGAGUAAACAUUUGAAGAUGUCGAACUUGCAUAAGGAAAACCUUCACAAAUAUAAAAUGACUCAAGGAAUUUUAGAGAUUGGAGGUGGAAGUUCAGCUCAAAACUAUCGAGACAGAGCGAAAGAACGUCGUUUGAAAUAUGGUGAAGCUGAUCCAGUUCCAGUAAAUCGUUCAAAAGAAAGAUUUCAAAGAGAAAUGGAAAAACAAGCUUCAAUUGCGCACACUUAUCAAACAUCAGCAGUCGCCGCAGCACAACCGAUUAGUGAAGGAAACAUUGGAAACAAAUUACUUCAAAAGAUGGGCUGGAAAGCUGGCAGUGGUCUUGGAAAGACAAAUCAAGGUCGAACAGAGAUAAUUGAGGCUGAACAACGUGUGAGUAAUGCUGGCUUAGGAAGUAAAAGUUCCAGUUAUGGAGCUGGGCCUGGUGAUGAUUACAAAACUUACAUAAAGAAAAUGAUGAAGAAGCGUUAUGAAGAAGUUGAAUAAAUAUUUUAUUCAGUUUUUCAUUUCAUUUUUGUGCGAUUUACAAAAAAUAUUUCGGAAAUAAAGUUUCAUUUGUACUGAAGUUUAUUCUGUUUCUAAUUGACUCCUAAUUAUUUUUUAUGUUAAACACAAGUUUUUUCAAACAGUUAACAAAUUAUAUUCACAGUUGGAACCUUUUUAACAAUAAUGCUAGCAUUAGAAAGCACAUCAAGAGCGUCUUGCUUGGGUUCUAAAUCAGAAUAAAGUUGUCGCAAAUGUGGAAAAUUUGAUACAAAAAGUUGCGCUUCGUUAACAUUCAAAUGAAGAUCUGAGAUAGUUAAAGACUCCAAUGAAUAGGCGAGUGGCAUCAACAUUCCAAUAAUUUCAUCGAACGUUAAUGGUUCAAUAUUAAGCCAGACGCUCUUGAUUGUAUUAUUGAAUUUGAAAAAUUGUGUGAGUUGCUCUAAAGAUUUCUUUUCGCUCAACGCCAUAAACUUGAAUGUUGUCAAAGCUGGAAAGUUGAAUAGAAUAUUCCCAAGUGAUUCUGGUGAAAUUGUGAUGUCCAAUGACUCCAAAUCUUUGAGUACUUUGAUAUCUUUAAAUUGAGUAGAAUUGAGCUCUUUGCAUUCAAAUCUAAAUUUCUUUAUCUUCGGGAAUAAUCGAGUGAAUAUUUUAAGCAAAUCAGAUUUGUCAUCUUUACAUUUGAUGUAUGUCAAAUCAAUCAUUUGAUUAUUGACGAAUUCAGUAUUAAAUUCGUUAUCUUUAAUGUUUUCAGUUGACUUCAUAUAUUUUGUGCUAAUUUGAAAUGAAGUUAAUUGUAAAUUUUUCGUAAGCAAAUGAUGCAAUAUGCCAGUAAAACUGAGCAAUGUUUGCGGAUCAUUUGAUCGAACCCAUUCACUGAGACCGAUGAGUUUAAGUUCUUUCAAAUUUUUUUGAGAUUUAAGAAAUUUCUCACAAAAACUGAAAAUGUCCCAUUUGACGUUGUUCAAGGUAAGAACUUCUAAUUGAAAUGGAACUGAAGAAAGACGAUCAGAUGAAUAUGUGCUGUUGAAACGAAAGUUCUUCAUUUUUAAUUCCUUGAGUUUUUUAAAUUUGAGAAGAAAGUUUUCAAAUUCUUGAACGUCUGGUCGAGCGUAUUCAGGAUCGUAAAUUUUUAAACUUUCAAUAUUUUCAAGAAGAAAAUUUUCAUCGUCUGUGUAAUUGCUGUACAUCUCGAAAUUAUUGACAUUUGUAUGAGAUUUAAACAAAAGUAAACAGAAGAAAUCACAUCGACUCAACAUUAACUUUUUCAGAUUUGAACAUUUAAGUGUGUUAACAUAAGAAUCAGUUGGAACGAUCUCGUCAGAGAACAUAAUCCUUGCAAAUGUACAUUCCUUUAAGUUGACAUAAGGUUGCAAAAGUGCUACAAAGUCAUCUCGCAAUACACUGCAAUCUACAAUUUUUAAAUUUUGUAUAGUUUCUGAAAGUCUCGUGUUGAAUUCCAUAAAUUCUGAUUUUGUUCGAUGAGCGUGAUGAAGAUAAUUGUCACGCAAUCUAAAAAUUGUAAGAUUUCGAUAGCGUCUCGUCAACGCUGAAGAGUUUUCAAUCAACUUAUCAAUUUUUGCAAGACUACGAUCAGUUGGCAUAGCAGGAAACUUAAAAGCAACAUUAAUUUUAUCUAUAAGCAUUGAAGAUGACGAAAUUAUUUCAUUCAAUCUUGAACACGAUUCUGAUGCAUUUAGCAGACUUUUGACGUCUAAAUAUCCCAGAAUAUCGAUCCAAAUGUUGUCGGUAAGAUGUACCCAUUCUACAACAUAUUGAUCAAUUUCCAUACAAUUGUCUGAGGAGCUGCAAUCGUUUAACAAUCCAUCAAUUUCCAUCAUUUCGAAAAAAUUAUAUCAUUUGUUUGAAUUAAGAAACGUUCACUAAACAGUAGUUUUCUUCUUGUAUUUCACAAUUUUAGUUAAUAUUCUGAUUUUAUUUAGGUACCCG